Molecule: messenger RNA, 2076 nt
Organism: Danaus chrysippus (African queen)
Lineage: Eukaryota; Metazoa; Arthropoda; Insecta; Lepidoptera; Nymphalidae
Source: the annotation of a GenBank genome assembly
AUGGAGAAGUUUUUUUUAGAACUCAACUUUUUUCCCAUACUGAGGUUGCUAUUGCCUACUUGUGAUCGGGAACGUGGUCCUUACAACCUUAAAGAAACCAGACUAAGUACAUUAUUGGUAAAAGUAUUGUCUCUCAAUAAAGAGUCGACAGAUGCAAGACAAUUAAUACAUUUUAGUUCUUCAAAUAACUCGGUUCUAGACAGCGACUUCCCUGGUGUAGCGUUUUACGUUAUAAAGAAAAGAGUUGGUCAGAAUAAUUCAGUAUUGACAGUGAGAGAAAUCAAUGAAAUACUUAACUCUAUAGCAACUGUAGAUAAUGUUCAUAAAACUCCAUUGGAUGAAAUUUUUAGUUAUGCCUUAAAAAAACUUACUGCAAUCGAAUUCAAAUGGCUUCUGAGAAUAAUAUUGAAGGAUUUGAAAUUAAGCAUGAGCGUAGAUAGAAUCUUGGGGAUUUUCCAUCCAGAUGCACCAGAAGUCUUCAAGAACUGCAGCAGUAUUUUAAAGGUUUGCGAAGAGUUAGAAGAUGGUGACACUCGGCCAUCAGAACUGGGUGUUAAUUUGUUCUACGCUGUAAGACCGAUGUUGUCUGAGAGGUUAGACAUCACACACAUACACGUCUUGGAUAAAACGAAGACCUAUUGUAUGGAGGAAAAGUUUGAUGGGGAGAGAUUCCAGUUACACAUGGAUAACAAUGUAUUUGAAUACUUUUCACGUAAAGGUUUCAAAUACUCCAAAAACUAUGGGCAAAGUUACGACUCCGGCAUAUUGACGCCGUAUUUGAAAGAUUGCUUUUUUUCAGAGGCAAGGAAUUUCAUUCUUGACGGGGAAAUGAUGGGUUGGCACAAAACGGACAAUUAUUUUGGAUGUAAAGCGAUGUCAUACGAUGUAAAGAAAAUCACAGAGAACAGUUCGUUCCGCCCUUGUUUUUGCGUGUUUGAUAUUCUAUAUUACAACGACAAACCACUUAUCGGCCCGCCAGAUAAGGGCGGUUUACCUUUACGAGAACGACUCAAAAUACUCGACGAUCUCUUCAUAGACAAGCAAGGUGUUAUAGAACAUAGCAAGCGAAAAAUUAUCAAAGAAAGUUCAGAAGUAGUGGACGCUGUCAACGAUGCCAUAGACAAUCAAGACGAGGGUAUUGUAGUUAAAGAUAUAAAUUCAUACUACAUCGCUAACAAAAGAAACGCUGGCUGGUACAAAAUAAAGCCGGAGUAUACAGAUGAUACCAUGAAUGACUUUGACCUGGUGGUGGUAGGUGCUGAUGAAGCUACCAACAAACGACAGGGACGUGCGAAGAGUUUCUAUGUCGCGUGUCGAGAUAACAACGAUGGCGAUCCUAUAUGGAUCUGUAUUGGUCGUGUGUCUAAUGGUUUGAAGCACGAGGAGAAGGAACGUCUUUGUUCAUUAUUUGAACGGAACUGGUGUCUGUAUAGAAAAAAACCCCCGCCAUCUUGUCUACGCUUCGGCAAAGAUAAGCCAGACUUCUGGAUACUUCCAGAACAUUCUAUCGUAUUGCAGGUACGUGCCACCGAGCUGUUAAGCGUUGGCGAUUCACACGUGCUGCGAUUCCCGCGCGUUGAAGACGUCAGAUCAGACAAGCCGGUUGAUGACGUGUGUACAAUACACGAACUUAGACAACUGACUUUGAGUAAGAGCCCAGUUAAAAAGCUAAGCACGAAACGCAUAAACGAAUCGCAAUUAGAUCAAAACGAUAUCAAAAUACGUAAGCGCGGUCUACCGAAGACAGUUCAAGUAGCGGAAAAAUUCCGUACAAAGACGACUGGAGACGUGCAAGUUAUAUCACAAGCUUUGGCAGGGAAGAAACUAUGUGUGUUGUCUGAUGAUGAGGAUUGUAAGAAACCUGAAUUGAAACGCAUUAUAGAGUCCCACGGAGGAAAACAUGUUGAGAAUCCAGGUUCAGAUACUUGGUGCUGUGUAGUGGGAACUAUUACACCGAGAGCGCGUAGACUCAUAGAGACACAAGAACUAGACAUCAUUAGUACAGCUUGGCUCAGAGGCCUAUCAGCAAAUGAUGACUCGUGUCAACUAUCACCUAUUAAAUAUGCUAUCAAUUAA